Messenger RNA from Punica granatum (pomegranate), 4392 nucleotides. The record is from RefSeq and is a predicted model, not a curated record. NCBI's taxonomy places the organism in Eukaryota, Viridiplantae, Streptophyta, Magnoliopsida, Myrtales, Lythraceae.
GCACAAGGGUCAUACUUAUAUACUUGACCUUCAAGCAAGCAACCACAUCCUGCAUUUAGUGCAUGAGAAAGUCUCGGGCGGCAGAUCAGCUGUCAAAUCAAACAUAGUACUGAGCUGAGAAGCUGUGACAGAGGACAAUCCUCUGUUCUGUCUGUACAGGGACACAGUGGCUUCCAUAUAAAGAAGUCGUACCACCAGUCGGGUCUCUCAGAAUCGGGCGCUAUGGCAGUUGAGAAUGGUGUAAACGGCGAUUCUUCGGGAAUGCGAGAAGAGGCGACUACCAUGUCCCAGAGCGUUGAGGAAAAAAUGAGCAAAGGACAUGAGAAGGCUAACUCGGUUGCCUUCCACAAGCUGUUCUCCUUUGCCGACAAGAUUGAUGUCCUCCUGAUGAUCAUAGGGAUGGUUGGUGCGAUCGGGAAUGGAGUUUCUCUGCCCAUCAUGACCAUCUUUUUCGGUGAGCUGAUUGAUUCUUUCGGAAGGAAUCAGAACAAUGGAGAAGUGGUCUAUGUUGUCUCUAAGAUAUCCCUCAAGUUUGUGUACUUGGCAGUUGGGUCGGCAGCGGCUGCAUUUCUUCAGGUGGCUUCUUGGAUGGUCACUGGAGAGAGACAGGCUGCGAGGAUUCGGGGCUUGUACUUGCAGACAAUUCUGAGACAGGACAUUGCCUUCUUUGACAAGGAAACGAACACGGGAGAGGUUGUUGGGAGGAUGUCUGGCGACACGGUCCUGAUACAGGAUGCCAUGGGCGAGAAGGUUGGGAAGUUCCUGCAGCUCAUAUCGACCUUCUUUGGAGGCUUUGUCAUAGCAUUUACCAAAGGGUGGCUGCUCACCCUGGUGAUGAUUACAUCUAUCCCUCUCCUCGUGAUAGCUGGUGGGACCAUGUCCAUGAUCAUUUCCAAGAUGACGUCUCGUGGGCAGUCCGCUUAUGCGAAAGCAGCAAAUGUUGUCGAGCAAACAAUCGGCUCAAUCAGAACAGUCGCGUCGUUUACCGGUGAGAAGAAAGCCAUAGCACUCUACAACAGGUUUAUUGUAGAUGCUUACAAGUCGGGAGUUCACGAAGGCUUGGCUGUGGGGUUAGGUCUUGGAACGUUUAUGUUUAUAAUGUUUGGCAGUUAUGGUUUGGCAAUUUGGUUCGGUGCAAAGUUGAUUUUGGAAAAAGGAUAUUCCGGUGGACAAGUUUUGAACGUGAUCAUGGCGGUCUUGACCGGUUCAAUGUCACUGGGCCAGGCUUCACCGUGCAUGAGUGCGUUUGCUGCAGGCCGAGCUGCAGCAUACAAGAUGUUUGAGACUAUUGAGAGGAGGCCUGAGAUUGAUUCCUACAGUACAACAGGGAAGACACUGGAUGAUAUUCGAGGGGAUAUAGAGCUAAGGGAAGUUUACUUCAGCUACCCUGCCAGGCCCGAAGAGCAGAUAUUCGAUGGCUUUUCCCUUUCCAUACCGAGUGGGACCACCACUGCACUGGUGGGGCAGAGCGGAAGUGGGAAAUCCACCGUGAUCAGUCUGAUUGAGAGAUUUUACGACCCGCAGGCCGGGCAAGUCCUGAUAGAUGGGAUCAAUCCUAGGGAGUUCCAGAUCAAGUGGAUACGGAGCAAGAUCGGGUUAGUAAGCCAAGAACCAGUUCUGUUCGCUUCCAGUAUUAGAGAUAACAUUGCAUAUGGCAAAGAAUGUGCAACUCUCGAAGAGAUCCAAACUGCCACUGAGCUUGCAAAUGCUGCUAAGUUCAUUGACAAGCUGCCUCAGGGAUUAAAUACUAUGGUUGGUGAACAUGGAACACAGCUCUCGGGUGGGCAGAAGCAGAGAGUUGCCAUAGCAAGGGCGAUCCUGAAGAAUCCAAGAAUCUUACUCUUAGAUGAAGCCACGAGUGCACUCGAUGCAGAGUCUGAGAGGAUUGUGCAGGAGGCACUGGACAGGAUCAUGGUCAACCGCACAACUGUCAUCGUUGCUCACCGCCUGAGCACGGUUAAAAAUGCGGACAUGACUGCUGUUAUUCAUCGCGGGAAAAUGGUUGAGAAAGGUUCACACUCGGAGUUACUCAAAGACCCUGAGGGCGCAUACUCUCAGCUAAUCCGAUUGCAAGAAGUGAACAAAGAAUCCAAAGACCCUGCAGACACUGGAAACAUGUCGGAGACAACCGAAUUCAACAGGCAGUCAAGUCAGAGGACAUCCAUGGUACGUUCACUCAGUCGAGGAUCCUCGAUUGGGAGCAGUAGCAGCCACUCCUUGUCCAUGUCCUUUGGCCUGCCCAGUGGCCUUUACGUCAAUGAGAGCGCCGAACCCAACUCCAUGGUCUCACCAGACAAGGAGAGACCCCAUAAGGUUUCAAUACGCCGUCUUGCUAACCUCAAUAAGCCCGAGAUCCCAGUACUAUUUUUUGGCUCGAUCUCUGCAAUAAUCAAUGGUGUGAUUCUUCCGAUCUUUGGGAUCCUCAUCUCAAGUGUAAUCAAGACCUUCUAUGAGCCACCGCAAGAGCUAAGGAAGGACUCCAAGUUCUGGGCCCUUAUGUUUGUGGUUCUAGGUGCGGCAUCAUUUCUGGCUUACCCUGCCAGGACUUAUUUGUUCGCAGUCGCGGGGUGUAAGUUAAUUGAACGGGUGAGAUCCUUGUGUUUCCAGAAAGUGGUCCACAUGGAAGUUGGAUGGUUCGAUGAACCCGAGCACUCAAGUGGGGCCAUUGGGGCGAGACUGUCAGCGGAUGCGGCGAUGGUGCGGGCCCUUUUGGGCGAUGCUUUAGGACAGCUUGUUCAGAACAUCGCUUCGGCAGUCGCAGGUUUGGUCAUUGCCUUUGUCGCUAGCUGGCAGCUAGCAUUUAUCGUUCUCGCACUGAUUCCUCUGGUCGGAAUUAAUGGAUACAUUCAAGCGAAGUUCAUGAAAGGAUUUAGCGCCGAUGCAAAGAUGAUGUACGAGGAAGCAAGUCAAGUGGCUACUGAUGCGGUGGGGAGCAUAAGGACGGUCGCUUCCUUCUGUGCAGAAGAGAAGAUGAUGCAACUUUACCGGAAGAAAUGUGAGGGCCCGAUGAUGACGGGUAUCAGGCAAGGGUUGAUUAGCGGGCUUGGGUUUGGUAUUGCCUUUUUCUUUCUGUUCUGCGUGUACGCGACGAGUUUCUAUGCAGGAGCAAGACUUGUUGAGGCUGGCCAGACGACUUUUGAUGAUGUUUUCCGGGUCUUCUUUGCUUUAACAAUGGCAGCUAUAGGGAUAACUCAAUCGAGCUCCUUCACUAUCGAUUCGGACAAAGCUAAAGCUGCUUCCACAUCGAUCUUUUCAAUAAUAGACCGAGAGUCCAAGAUUGACCCGAGCGAUGAGUCUGGAAUGACACUAGAGAACGUGAAGGGGGAAAUCGAAUUUCGUCACAUAAGCUUUAAGUACCCUUCUCGACCCGACGUUCAAAUUUUCCGUGAUCUUACCUUGGCCAUUCACUCUGGAAAGAAUGUUGCCUUGGUCGGUGAGAGCGGGAGCGGGAAAUCAACAGUUAUCGCAUUAUUGCAGCGAUUUUACAAUCCCGAUUCUGGUCAUAUUACCCUCGACGGGGUCGAUAUUCAGAAGCUGCAGCUGAAGUGGUUGAGGCAGCAGAUGGGUCUGGUCAGCCAAGAACCAGUUCUGUUCAACGACACCAUUCGAGCAAACAUCGCCUACGGCAAAGAGGGAGAUGCGACGGAGUCGGAAAUCAUCGCAGCCUCUGAACUGGCAAAUGCCCACAGGUUCAUCAGCGGAUUGCAACAGGGAUAUGAAACGGUUGUGGGAGAGCGAGGAGUCCAGCUAUCGGGCGGUCAGAAGCAGCGAGUGGCAAUCGCACGGGCCAUAGUCAAGAGCCCGAAGAUUCUACUACUUGACGAGGCCACGAGCGCACUGGAUGCCGAGUCGGAAAAGGUGGUUCAGGAUGCGCUUGACCGAGUCAUGGUAAAUAGGACCACGGUUGUGGUGGCACACCGGCUCUCCACAAUCAAGAACGCGGACGUGAUCGCAGUGGUCAAGAACGGAGUGAUCGUCGAGAAGGGAAAACACGACACACUGAUAAACAUCACGGGCGGAUUUUACGCGUCUCUGGUUGCUCUCCACACAAGCGCGUCGACUGCUUGAUCAGUGUCCAUUCCUGCAAGAGCUUUGAUCUCUACUAUGCUCUCAUUAAAUUUCUUAGGGGGAAAUUUUUUAAAUUUUCACUUCUUUUUCUCACAAGAUGAAAAUAGGAACAAAAUCUGCUCUUCAUAAAUAAUUAUUACGUUACAUGUAAGAGUAUGUCACAUGCGCCAUCGACUGAAACUGAGAGAUUCCGACUUUGUUUCUCACUGAUCGGACUUUCCAUGACCCCCAUAGAUAGUGAUAGACAAGAAAUUUACAACUUUGCGUCACGUAACUAAAGGUUGAAGCGGUGUGAAUUUAAAUAAAAGAACAUUUGUUUUCGGA